UGUCAGCUAUCUUCUAUCUAUAUGGCGCUGCUGUGUGUGAGUAGUGGAUCCCUGUUGAACUUUCUCCGUGCAGAGCACCAGAGCAGUAAUACCCGGCGGUAAUUGGCUUAUCCGCCCGGCUGAACGCUGUGUCGGUUGAUUGUAAAACUGAACUCCGGGGAUUUUAUUCCCGCAGGAAAGACGGAGCGAAGCUUCCCUCUUAAGAUCUCUAGCAUUUUCAUAUCACACUCCUGAAGUUUCUGAAGAGCUCAGCAGGCUGGCCGACAGCAGACCACCAGGACCCUUCAGUCUGAGGAGGGAUAAAGACAGGAGUGUGUGUUUUCAAGUGAAGUGGCCCCUGUGUUUGCUGGAUAUGGCUUUUCUGUGUUUGAGAGAAAGACACUGGGACCAGAUCUGAGGUCAAGACCUUCCGCCUCCUCCCCUCCCCCCCGGAGUCACAUGACAGCGCGAGGCACAACCCGGGGUUGCUAUUGCUACCGACUGAAAUAUUUGUAUACUCGCUUGGAAAAGCAACACAGACAGGAUCUCUCAUUGGGAGGGGAACGAGCCAGAGGAGCUUCAAAGUGAGUUUGCUUUGUAAGCUGUUCAUUUACCCCCCCCCCCCCNCCCUUCUCUCUAUCCACAUACACAGUGUUCCCAUCCUCUCAGAUAAAGAGACGUUUUCCCUGAAUCACCUCAAAUCGACCAAAAUGCCAGCAAAGACACCAAUGUACUUAAAAACUACAACUCCCAAGAAGGGUAAGAGGCUGAGGCUCCGGGAUGUGCUCUCAGGGGACAUGAUCAGCCCCCCGCUGGGCGACGUGCGUCACAGCGCACACGUGGGGCCGGAAGGUGAGGGCGACAUGUUUGGAGACGUGGGCUUCCUGCAGGGGAAGAUGGGCAUGCUGUCGGGGCUGAGCGGGGGGCCGGACGGGCGGUCCCACAGCGUGGAGCAGCGCCUGGACCACGGCCCGGACCCCCACAGCUACGCCUACAACGGCUUCCACUACCAGCACUCCUCCAGCGGCCUGCUGAAGACCACCAUCUCCAUGCCCGUGUUCAUCGCCCACGAGCAGGCCCCACCCAAGCCCCCACGCCUCCACCUCGACGACCCCUCCCCUCCUUCCCAACAGAACCACUUCCACCCCCACCAGACCCCCACAGACUCCAGCCACAGACAGGCUAACGGCCACAGCCGCUCGGACAGCCGCAGCCAGAUGUUUGAGAACAGGUUGGUGGACCGCUGCAGAGACGUCUCCCUCCCCCCUGCCGUCCGCCGGCUCGUCCCCUCCUCCGGGUCCUUCUCGGAGGCCUCCUCUGAGGACUCCAUGUCAGAGACCUGCGGGCCCCUGGACAGUCGCCGGGGCCUCAGCCUGGACUUUGAUGCCAGCCUGAGCAAUGAGGACCUGAGGAGUGAGCGCAGUGACUCGCCCAGCCCCCCCUGCCGCCCGGCCCCUCUCACAGUCUCAGGGGGGGUGUCCAGGUCAGACUCUCUGAUGGGGUUGAAUCUGGAUCUGGGCCCCUCUAUCAUGGAGGAUGUCCUGAGCAUCAUGGACCGCUACAAGACUGAGGACAACCGCUGUGAGCUGUGAACACUCUGUGUGCAGAUACAUAAAUCCUGAAAGACUUCAUAAAGAUGCAAACAAAGGAGACUGGAUGGAGGGUUGAGAGAAGACUGCUUAAGGGUUACUGAAAGAUUGAAAGGGGAAACAUUUAGAAAAACAGUGCUUUUGAACAUGUAUCUGGGUAUAUGGAGUGCCUGCCAUCCCACAAACUGAAGUAUUGAAACCCGGUCUGUGUUUUGUAUGGGUUGUCCAUCAGAAAACAUGGGAUUAAACAGUCUAUUCAGAUGUGUCCCCCUCUUCUCAUGUCACAUGCAGGCUCACUGCACUUCUCGGGAGGGGGGCUAAAGCGCUACAACGGAGCGUUUCAGACAGUGUGAAUACAGGUUUAUUCAGACAGGCAGUAUGAGAACAAUGAUGUGUUUUGUGAACAUUAAAGCUUGUAACUAUGUUUUAGUAGAGACCCAAUGUAUGAGCCUGAAAGUGAGCAUAUGUCCUCUUUGAUAAAGGUGAGAAGCAGGUGGACUUUGUUGUGUUGGGAUGUUUCUGCCCGAUGGACAAAAGACAAGGCAGAAGGCUGGUCCUUAAGAGCCUUUAACAAAGCUGAAACUCCUAACCAUUCACAUUUGAAGAUAAUAGUCCACUUCUAUCUCAAACACAUUCUGUGGAUGGAAUACUGUCUAUUCCUCUGAUUAAUGCUGAGCAUGUUCUGCUUGGUAAUGGUUAACAAAUUGCUGACUGAGUAGAUGUGGAGAGACGGGAGGACGAAUCAGCAGCUGAGGACAAAACUCAGGACUCAUCCACAGCCACUAAUGUCUUACAACUACAGAUGCUCAAAUAACACAUUUAAAGUCAUACUAAGCUGAACUGCAAACAUCAUUAUGCUCUAUCCAUAUUCUUUCCUUAUUCAUCUUGGCUGCCUGUUUCAGAAUCAUUCCUAUUGAUAUCUUUACUGGUUUACUGUAAUGCUUCAAUGCCAGAAGAAAUGUGAAGAACUUCUGAUUUGACUCUCCUCUUGUAAAAGAUGAAGAUGUAAGUUCAAAUGGUUUCUAAAGUGACAUCUGAGAACAGCAGCACUAACAUUUCUUUCUUUCUCUUGAUCAGAGGGAAACAGCGUGUUAUUGUAGUUCAACUCAUCAAAUGUUAUUCUGCUGCUUUUAGACCUUUUCUAACCUUGGUCUUUCAAAACACUCCUCCUCCACGUUGUGGCUCCCUGUCGGCCUCCAGCACCACCAUCUGGAUAUCACAGUAUUACUCACAUGUCAUUUAUGCUGUAUAUAUCUAUAUGACUGUAAAUGUAAGAAUACAUUGUUAUAUACUGAGGAUUCAUGGACAAUUAUUUUC
Notothenia coriiceps (black rockcod) is the source of this 2885-nucleotide messenger RNA. Its product is annotated as cdc42 effector protein 3. The transcript has 2 exons. The record is from RefSeq and is a predicted model, not a curated record. Bases 690 to 1571 code for a protein of 293 amino acids. NCBI's taxonomy places the organism in Eukaryota, Metazoa, Chordata, Actinopteri, Perciformes, Nototheniidae. Gene Ontology annotation, molecular function: small GTPase binding. Gene Ontology annotation, cellular component: plasma membrane; cytoplasm; cytoskeleton. Gene Ontology annotation, biological process: positive regulation of actin filament polymerization; regulation of cell shape; Rho protein signal transduction.